AUGUACAUGCUGAGGAAUGUGGUCCCGUUCCGGAGGUUUUCUUCGGUGGAAGAGGAGGCAGGACAAUGGGAGCUGCACAGGUCUCCAGUCCCAAAGCCUCCACCGGACGGGGGAUGGGGAUGGGUCAUAGUGUUUUCGUCCUUCAUCUACAACGUACUAGUUCUGGGCUUCCACAACUCAUUUGGCGUCUACCUGAUCAGUCUGAUGGAAACUUUUAAAGAGAGCAGCUCCAAAACAGGCAAGUCUGCUGUUCCUGAACAAACUUGGGUGGGUUCCAUCAGCUACGGCUUCAUCAUAAUCUUCGGCCCAGUCUCAGGGAAGCUGACGGUGCGUUACGGAGCCAGAGAGAUUUCCAUCGCGGGCUCCAUCAUCAUCCUCAUCUCCAUCGUCUGCUCUUCCCUCGCUCCGUCACUAGGGGUGCUCUUCUUCACACACGGCUUCCUGACAGGACUUGGCUCCAGCUUCGCUUUCACUCCGGGUAUGAUCAUGGUGAGUCAGUAUUUCACCACUAAGCGUUCUCUGGCCACUGGAAUAGUGAUGUCCGGCGGUGCUGCAGGCGCUCUGCUGCAGACCCGCCUCCAUCAGUACCUUAUCGACACGCUGGGCUGGAGACAGAGCCUGAGAGUUUUCUCCUCCUUAAUGCUCCUCUGCGUCAUCCUCGGCUACACCUACCUUUCUCUCAACCCCAAAGGACACAGCAGCAGUGUUGUAGAUAACCUGAAGAACUCUCCUCUAAAGAAGUUUGUGAUAGACCUCGGCCUGUGGAAGGAUUCCGUCUUCCUCCUCUGGGUGCUCGCUAACGGACUCUGCAAAUUUGGCUUCUUUAUUCCAUACGUCCACCUGGUGAAGCAUGCUGUGCAGCUGGGCAUUCCCCGGGUCAGUGCUACCAACAUCAUGCUAGUGCUGGGCGUAAGCAGCAUGGUCAGCCGCAUCAUCUUCGGCCGAAUCUGCGACUCGGACAGGAUCAACCGCCUCUACUUCAAUCAGGCUUCCGUGUUCUUCGUGGGUCUGUUGUACCUCUUCAUUCCUCUGAUCUGGUCAUACGGUGCCCUGAUGGCAUUUGGCCUAUUCCUUGGAAUCGCAGAUGCAGGGAACUACAUUUUGCUCCCUGUGUUGACAUUUGACCUCAUGGGGGCCGAACGCAUGCCUGUGGCCUGGGGUUUUAUGCUGACCGUGAACGCCGUCAGCUGCCUGGGACCACCGUUCGCUGGUUGGAUGAAUGACAUCACUGGCAGUUAUAACCUGGGCUUCGUGGUGGCGGGAGCCUUGAAUGUGGUGGCCUGCUUCGUCUUGGCCUUCAUCCCGCUGGCCAGGCGCUUGGCCAGACAGACCCGCAGGAGCAUCAUCAACGUCACCAUUGACAACAACACCCAUGAGCUCACAGAGUGGACGAGCGGCCUGCCCUUCACUCAGGAGGAGCCUCCACUGUCGAGAUACGCGAGAUAUUUCUCUGCGACUACAUUCCGCAGUCCUGAGCUGCAAGAGGUGGUGCCGUCACAGACGUCAGUGCUGGAAUAG
Colossoma macropomum (tambaqui) is the source of this 1518-nucleotide messenger RNA. RefSeq names its product monocarboxylate transporter 10-like. Bases 1 to 1518 code for a protein of 505 amino acids. The record is from RefSeq and is a predicted model, not a curated record. The transcript has 8 exons. NCBI's taxonomy places the organism in Eukaryota, Metazoa, Chordata, Actinopteri, Characiformes, Serrasalmidae. Gene Ontology annotation, biological process: transmembrane transport. Gene Ontology annotation, molecular function: monocarboxylic acid transmembrane transporter activity.